AUGGAUCAUUAUGGUGUGGCAGAAGAUCACACACAAUCGAAAAAGCUAACGGUACUACGCAAGUAUGACGAGCUCGGUGGAAACAAACAAAAGUCACACUGUGCAUACAGAAUUAGGUUUGAACAAGCAGAAGAACACACAGGGCUGGCAGAUAAGGAAGAGAAGAAGAUGAUGAAGAAGAGGAGAAUGAGGACAGAGACAUUCAAACAUUAUAGGGUCCGUGGCAUUAAGGGAACAUAUUUUGUUAAUCAACAUCAGCAAGAUCGCACUCCUUGGACUUUGGUGAGUUAUGACAAAGGAGGUGAAUGGGUAACUGUUCCAGCACCGUCUGUGGACAACUUAGGGAUAGAUAUUCAUUGCUAUCAGCCAAAUUGCUCUCUUCAACUGGAUCUGAAUAGUAUGCUGUCUCGAGAUUCUACUAUUGGCAUUAUAUGGGCUCAAGGGAAUGUGGGACGGUCAAAGACAAGUAGGAAUCAAGGCAGUUUCAUCUCAAGGGAUGAUGGUCUAACGUGGCAUUGGGUUUUUGAUGCAUACUAUAUUGCUUCAUUUGCUGAUCAUGGAGCUGUUUUGGCAUCAGCCCUUCGUAACUAUCGCAUAACCGACCAAGUCAAACAUUCUUGUGAUGAGGGCACAACCUGGAAAUCGAUUUCCAUGGAUAAAUCAAUUUAUGUAAUUGGUCUGCUCACGGAGCCCGGAGAACGUUCAUUAACAAUAAGUGUAUUUGGGUUUGAGAAAGGAUGGGUUGAAUGGCUUGUUGGACAAUUAGACUUCAGCAGUAUUGCAUCAGUUCCUUGUACACCAUCUGACUACUACAAGUGGAUUCCAACUGAUGAGAGAAUUGGACGUCGGUGUUUGUUAGGCGAGAGACUUGUAUACAAAAGAAGAAAGUCUUAUAAGUGUUGCUAUAAUGGUUAUGACUAUGAAACUCCAAUUAGCAGUUCUGUGUGUGGAUGUGCUGAAGAAGACUUUGAAUGUGAUUUUGGUUAUGAUCGGCGUGAUGAGUUGGAUGGUGUUUGCCAGCCAUCAAAGGGAACACCAACUCAAGGCCCUCCAGCUGUGUGUCCUGAAGGAGAAGUGUACAAUAUAACUAGAGGGUAUCGAAAAGUAGCUGGUGAUUUAUGUCAAGGUGGUCAAGAGCUACUAUUUAUGUACCAAACAGUGCACUGUCCUAUUGAUCCUCCCGGAGGCUUGGUUAUCUCUUCUGAUGUCUCUGUUGUAGCUCCUCAUCAGGUUGUUACGUUUAGUCUCUCUCAGGCAUCAGGUGGAGUUCUUUACACUAAAUAUGUAUGGUCAUUUGAUGAUACGACUUUCAAUUCUUCCAUUGGAUUUACAAACUCUCACGUUAUCACACAUACAUUCUCAAAGUCAAGGAAAACUCCAUACCUGGUAACUAUAGUGGCUCAGAACACUGGAGGACAACUGUCAGCAUUUAAACCUAUUUUUGUGUACGACAAGAUUGUGAACGCUACAGUUUCACCACCAAAACUUAUUGUGGAGAAUGUUACAUCAACGUUUACUGUUCAAUUUGAUACAAGUCGUAAUCAGUCAUAUGGAAAUGUACAGUAUCGAUGGGAUCCUGGUGAUAACAGUGUAGCACAGCUGACUUAUCAUCCUGUGUUUUCUCACAUGUAUAAGAAAGCUGGUGUGUAUCAUGCAACUGUUGAAAUCUACAACUUGUUCCUGAGUGCUCCUGAGUUGAAGAAGGAAUAUGAAGUAAAGGUAGUGAGUGGUCCAGGGGGUUUAUCAGUAACAGCCUUCCCUGAUCGUGCAGCUUCUGGUAAAACAGUCACUUUUACUUUGAAUCAAAAUGUUGGAUCUACUAAAGAGUCCACUGUGUAUAAGUGGACAUUUGGGGAUGGGACAAGAAUUGAUGUGACAAGCUUCUCACAGUCACACUUGGUUACUCACGUGUACAGUCAUUCACAACAAUUGCCAUAUGAGGUUGCAGUGACAGCUGACACUGGUUUUGCUUCUGUGUCAACAACAACCUAUGUCAGCAUAUAUGAUCAAGUAACGUCAGCUAAGAUACACAAACCACAGAAAAUAGUUGAAAAUGAGAAUGCUUCAUUUUCUGUGAUUCCUGAUUCUUCCAAAAUCUAUGGUACCAUUCACUACCUAUGGGAUAUGGGAGAAGGAAGAGACCCUGUGAUGACAGCAGUUCCAGUACUGACCUACAGAUAUCGCCAAGGAGGUGAAUUUGCAGCAAGUGUUAGUCUCAACAACUCACUUCCACGUGUUAAGCCAUUCAUUAAGAAAUUCAAUGUAUCAGUUGAAAGUGAAACUCUUGUAUCAGUCAAAAUACAUGCUCCUAGUACUGUACUUGCCGUAAACCACGAGUAUAGCUUUAAUGUGACUGCCAAGGCUCAGGUGAAGGCACUUUCCAAUGUGUCUGUUGUUGACUAUGAGGGAAUUUUGGACUGUUCAUGGGAUACGGGUGGUAAAUAUGAUGACUUCCUCAUUGUUGGAGCAGUAAUUCGCCACUCAUAUGUUACUGAUGAUUUGGGACCGCGAACGAUGACUGUUUUCUGUCGGAACGCAAACUCAUAUACUCUAGGAAAAGAAUCGAGCAUACAACUUACAGUUGUAGCUCCUACAAAGAAGGUGAAAGUGGUUGAUGUGUAUGGACUGCAUGAAUUGUAUCUUGCCAAUGCUACAAACGAUGUAGUUGCUGGUUGGACAACAGCAGUCCGCAAUGAGUUUGCUAAGAGUUUGGGUGUAAAUCCCAGUCAGCUGUUGGUAACAUUACUCGUCGAUGAUGAUGCCAUCGAAGUCAUAGUCUUGCCACAAUCUAACAGUGCAGAUGAUGUCAAAGUGGCCGAGUCUAUAGCACAAAAGCUGUCAAAUUAUGCCUCUGGUACACUACUGUCAUUGACCGUGAAUGGUGAUUUGAAGGAACUUGCACUUGGGCAAGCAACUAUACUGGAUAUCAAUAAGAAGCAGGGCAAUCAAAAGAUGGUUGUAGGUGUUGGAGUUGGAGUUGGAGUUGCAGCUUUGGUAUUGGUUGGUCUUCUUGUUCUCUUUUUAUACAUCUAUCGGAGGAAAUAUGGUCAGUUAGAAAUUGCCUACCAACAGUUACGACAAACUGGCCAAGGCAGUUAUGAAUUUACUGGUGAUGCCAAUACAGUUGGAGAAGAAGAAGAUGAAGGCCAUCAAGUGAAAGACGGUCACAUGCCUAUGCAGAUGUCAAAGAUACUAGAUGGCUUUGAUUAGCAAUCUAAAUUAAUUGCUGCCUAUUCUACCAAGUCAUGUAACACAAGAACGGAGUCAAUAUUGCAGAUUCAGCUUUGUGUUUGUGUGUUUGUUCAACACGUGGGUUGGACUUGUAGUUGAUUUAGCUGCUAUGGUUAUAUCUGAUAUGGGUUGUGGUCAAUUGUUAAGGUAGCAAGUUAAUCGGUACUCUCAUGCAUAUAAUUUGACUAAUUUCCAUGGUAGCUGUAUUGUA
Messenger RNA from Corticium candelabrum, 3442 nucleotides. RefSeq lists its product as uncharacterized. Gene Ontology annotation, cellular component: membrane; Golgi apparatus. Lineage: Eukaryota; Metazoa; Porifera; Homoscleromorpha; Homosclerophorida; Plakinidae. Gene Ontology annotation, biological process: post-Golgi vesicle-mediated transport. The transcript is spliced from 22 exons. The record is from RefSeq and is a predicted model, not a curated record. Bases 1 to 3210 code for a protein of 1069 amino acids.